GAAAUUUCUUUGAAUUUCUUCCGUGGAUCAAGAUUUGGAACCAAGUCAUCAUUUUUGUUUCUUCUUUUGUAACCAGUUCGAAUAGAAAUUGUUGGAUAUGGCAACAUACAAGCCCGAGAACAUCCUUAUUACUGGUGCAGCAGGCUUUAUUGCCUGUCAUGUGGCCAAUAGACUCAUCCGGAACUAUCCCCGUUACAAGAUUGUGGUUCUUGACAAGCUUGACUACUGCUCAAAUAAAAAAAAUCUCGACCCCUCCUGUUCAUCUCCAAAUUUCAAGUUCGUCAAGGGAGACAUUGCCAGUGCUGAUCUUGUUAAUCACAUUCUUCUCACGGAAUCAAUCGAUACAAUUAUGCAUUUUGCAGCUCAGACUCAUGUUGACAACUCAUUUGGAAACAGCUUUGAGUUCACGAAAAACAAUAUUUAUGGGACUCAUGUCCUUCUUGAGGCUUGCAAAGUCACUGGAAAUAUCAAGAGGUUUAUUCACGUCAGCACUGAUGAGGUUUAUGGGGAGACAGAUGAGGAUGCUGUUGUUGGGAAUCAUGAGGCUUCUCAACUCCUCCCUACAAACCCGUACUCUGCAACUAAAGCCGGGGCUGAAAUGCUUGUUAUGGCAUAUGGAAGAUCAUAUGGUUUACCUGUGAUAACUACAAGAGGAAACAAUGUGUAUGGGCCAAAUCAGUUCCCUGAGAAGUUAAUUCCCAAAUUCAUUCUUUUGGCAAUGAAGGGACAGAAUCUUCCCAUUCAUGGUGAUGGUUCCAAUGUACGCAGUUAUCUUUAUUGUGAGGAUGUUGCAGAGGCUUUUGAAAUCAUUCUACACAAAGGUGAAGUAGGCCAUGUCUAUAACAUUGGGACCGAUAAAGAGAGGAGAGUUCUUGAUGUUGCGAGCGAUAUUUGCAAGCUUUUCUCGUUGGAUCCGAAUGCAGUGAUCAAGUUUGUCAAUAACAGGCCCUUCAAUGACCAGAGGUACUUUUUAAAUCAUGAAAAGCUAAAUAAUUUGGGGUGGUCAGAGCGCACUACAUGGGAAGAAGGCCUUAGAAAAACCAUGGAAUGGUAUGUUAAGAAUCCUGAUUGGUGGGGAGAUGUAUCUGGUGCUUUGGUUCCUCAUCCACGGAUGCUGAUGAUGCCUGGAAUGGGAAAAAGUAGUUCUGAUGUUGGCUCUAUCGAUACAUCUUCGGUCUCAAACAAUUCUGCUCUGAAGCGAAUGGUGAAUCCAAGUAGCAAAAAUAUUCAUCAUGCCCGAAAGUCAUCCUUAAAGUUCUUGAUCUAUGGUAGGACUGGAUGGAUAGGAGGCCUUCUUGGAAAGAUAUGUGACAAACAGGGGAUAGCAUACAACUAUGGUAAAGGGCGACUUCAAGACAGAGUACAGCUACUUGCAGACAUUCAGAAUGUUAAGCCAACUCAUGUGCUCAAUGCUGCUGGAGUAACUGGUAGGCCGAAUGUGGAUUGGUGCGAGUCUCAUAAACCAGAGACCAUUAGUACCAAUGUUGUUGGUACUUUAACCUUGGCAGAUGUUUGUAGAGAACAUGGGCUUCUCAUGAUGAAUUUUGCCACAGGAUGCAUAUUUGAAUAUGAUGCUGGCCACCCCCUUGGAUCAGGUACUGGAUUUAAGGAAGAAGACAAGCCUAAUUUUACUGGUUCAUUCUACUCGAAAACCAAGGCCAUGGUUGAAGAACUCUUGAAAGAAUAUGAUAAUGUAUGCACCCUUAGAGUUCGAAUGCCAAUAUCAUCUGAUCUUAAUAACCCACGCAACUUCAUCACAAAGAUUGCAAAGUAUGACAAAGUUGUAAACAUCCCCAACAGCAUGACUGUGUUGGAUGAACUUUUGCCAAUUUCAAUUGAAAUGGCUAAGAGGAACUGCAAGGGCAUAUGGAACUUUACUAACCCAGGUGUUAUAAGUCACAAUGAGAUAUUAGAGAUGUACAGGGCCUACAUUGAUCCAAAAUUCAAGUGGACAAAUUUCGCCCUUGAAGAACAGGCCAAGGUUAUUGUAGCCCCUCGCAGUAAUAAUGAGAUGGAUGCAUCCAAGCUGAAAAAGGAGUUUCCUGAAUUAUUGUCCAUCAGGGAAUCUCUGAUUAAGUAUGUCUUUAAACCCAACAAGAAAAACUUGACUGCUGGAACUGCCAUUUGAUGUAUAAAAAACAUUGUGGCCAAUUUUCACUAUAUACUCAAGGAAAGACCUAGAUAUCCCAAAUUAUGUUACAUUGUGUAUUUCUAAAAUUGAAGUGUUCUAGUGAUAGCAGAAGUAAAUUGCUCGGAGCAUAUUUUGU
This is a messenger RNA of Coffea arabica (coffee), 2267 nucleotides long. NCBI's taxonomy places the organism in Eukaryota, Viridiplantae, Streptophyta, Magnoliopsida, Gentianales, Rubiaceae. The record is from RefSeq and is a predicted model, not a curated record.